AUGCUUCCUAAGCUCGCAAAAGCGUUCCGCAGCUCGGACGAGGAUCUUGAAAAGGCUCCUCAGGUGAACAAUGCCUCCGAGGUCAAUAGCAGCAAUGAUAUGUUCGAUAACUCCAGCGACGGUGCCGUGCCCGGCGAAAGCUUCGAAUACGGUAACUCGACCUACGCUAAGAUUCAACGCUUCGCCGGAAAGUUCAACAUUGAGCAACGUGGUGUGGAGCGAGUGCCGGAUAGCGAACGGAAUGAUACAUCGUAUCUAAAUAUUGGCAGCAUGUGGUUGGCCGCCAACAUGGUCGUCAGCUCCUUUGCCAUUGGUGUUCUUGGACAGUCUGCAUUCGGUCUCGGCUUUGUGGAUGCCAUCUUGGUGUGCCUCUUCUUCAACCUUCUUGGUGUCAUGACCGUGUGCUUCUUCUCGUGCUUCGGUCCGCAGUUUGGAUUGCGCCAGAUGGUGCUCUCUAGAUUCUGGUUUGGAUGGUGGGCUGUGAAAUUCAUUGCCAUCCUCAACGUGAUUGCCUGUGUCGGAUGGUCCGCGUCCAACGCCAUCGUCGGUGCUCAGCUUCUCAACGCCGUCAACGGCGACGUGCCUGGAUACGCCGGUAUUCUGAUCAUCACCUUCUGUACUCUAUUCAUCACAUUUGCUGGGUACAAGAUCGUUCACGUCUAUGAAUACUGGAGUUGGAUCCCAACCUGCAUUGUUUUCUUCUUUGUACUCGGUUGCUUUGCUCACUCGGGUGACUUCUACAACAUUCCUAUGAAAGUUGGUGUUUCUGAAAUGGGCUCCUGUCUUUCCUUUGGAUCUACCGUCUACGGCUUCGCUACUGGCUGGACCAGUUACGCCGCCGACUACACUGUUUACCAGCCCAAGACCCAGAGCCGCCGUCUGGUCUUUUUCUCUGCGUGGCUCGGUCUGAUCGUUCCUCUGAUCUUCACCCAAUUCUUGGGUAUCGCCGUGAUGACUGCCACCACAAUCAACGGUGGAGACAACAAGUAUGCCGUUGGAUACGCAGCCUCGGUCAACGGUGGUCUACUCGAUGCUGUGCUAUCGCCCCUGGGUGGUUUUGGCAAGUUCUGUCUCGUCAUCCUGGCUCUGUCCAUCAUUGCCAACAACUGCCCGAACAUUUACUCGGUUUCCUUGACCCUCCAGGUCUUGCACAAGUACACCCAGCGCGUGCCCCGAUUCAUUUGGACCUUCCUAGCCUCAUGUGUCUCCCUCGCCAUCGCCAUUCCUGGAUACUCCCAUUUCCAGACCGUCCUUGAAAACUUCAUGAACCUGAUCGCCUACUGGUUGGCCAUCUACUCCGCCAUUGCCAUCUCCGAUCACUUCAUCUUCCGUCGUGGGUUUGCCGGCUACCACCCGGAAGACUAUGACAAGCCCGAGAAGCUGCCUCUCGGAAUCGCUGCCUCUGUCGCAUUCUGCUGCGGUGUCGCAGGUGUUGUCGUAGGUAUGAGCCAAACAUGGUGGGAGGGUCCUAUCGCCCAACACGCCGGUAAUGGUGACGUCGGUUUCGAGCUUGGCUUUGCUUUCGCUUUUGCAUCAUAUUGUGUUCUGCGUCCGAUUGAGCUCCGUCGCUUUGGUCGGUAA
This is a messenger RNA of Penicillium antarcticum, 1581 nucleotides long. RefSeq names its product cytosine permease. Bases 1 to 1581 code for a protein of 526 amino acids. The record is from RefSeq and is a predicted model, not a curated record. The transcript has 3 exons. Gene Ontology annotation, cellular component: fungal-type vacuole membrane; plasma membrane. Lineage: Eukaryota; Fungi; Ascomycota; Eurotiomycetes; Eurotiales; Aspergillaceae. Gene Ontology annotation, biological process: transmembrane transport. Gene Ontology annotation, molecular function: transmembrane transporter activity.